CGCGCGGGAGCCGCCGGGGACCGCCCGUGCCGGUCAGCUCGGCGGCACCGCACUCAUCGGCUGUCAGUGACGCGCCGCGCCGCACGCCAGUCGGCUACCGCGCAGAGCCGGCGCCGGGCGUGCACGGGCACGUGCUGGGUGCUUAUAACGGCGGCCGGCGGCGGCUCGACCUUCAGUAUCCGCGGUGCCUGACCGGGAGAGCCAUGCGGCGGUCGGUGGCGGUGUGUCUGCUCGGUGUACUGGGCGUCUGUGCCUCUCAAGGUGUGGGUGACAGUGUGACCGCCAGUACCGCUAGUUCAAUAUGUGGGGGGUCGACAGCAGACUAUUGUGUGCGAACCUGCUGUCCCGAGGGACAGAAUGCCAUUGCCCGCGAGUGUACUGAGAGCCCACUCAGGUGGACACCUUCGUUUCUGAGUGGCGACGUCAGCCUGAAGGUGGUGGGCGGGCCGAUGAGGGAGUGCGGCCCGAACGAGGAUCAGGUCACGUUCACUACGUUCAGUGAGCCGCGGGCGGCGUUCGAGCUGCAGCCCAGCGGAGAGCUGACGGUGACUACUGACAGCGACGUCUACCACCUCGGGCACGACUACUGCUUCCGUAACAUCGAGCACGACGGCCAAAUCUUCGAGACGCUGCGCUGCUGCGUGCCCAAGGUGGUUCCACAGGUGGCGGGUCUCGUCAGCAUCGACAACGUCACCCGAGUCGCCUUCCGCAAGUGCUGUCCCGUCGGCCAGCUGCUGGUGGUCAACCGCGAGACGCAGGACUUUGACUGCGCCAACAGUUCGGUCAGCUGGCUGCCGGAGGUACUGCACGGUGAUCCCACCAGUCUAGUUCCGCUGCCGCCAGAAAAGGCCGAGAUUCGGGCCGAAGGGGACUUCAGGUGCCCUCAAAACGCAGUGCCGCAGUAUCUUCAUUCCGAUCACAACAAGUUCUUCCUGGAGGCAAACGGACACCUUCUGGUUGAUCUGUAUAAUGUGACGCUCAACCCCGACCGUUUCUGCCUGGACGUGCUGCAGAGCCCCUCACCAAAGCCGCAGGUGAUUGGGCAUGUCUGCUACGACGAAACGGAGAGGCACACUGAAGAACAGUUUGAGGAGCUGUGCCCCUCGGAGAGCGUCUGCACACGCAAGUGCUGUGCGGCAAACUUCCUUCUGUCGAACACCUACUGCAUCCCUGCGACGACGAGCCAGUGGCGGCCGACCUUCCAUCAGGAGGAGCUCGUCGUUCCCGAGCCAGACAACUUCACCCUCCUGUACGGCAGGUCCGAGUGCGAGGGUGGCCACAACUUCAUAUUCAGCAGGAGGGUGGGCGAGAAGGACGUGCCCUUUCUGCAGGUGAACGGGGACAUCCAGGUGCCCAGACUGAACCUGACCUUCAAGGCCCAUCAGUGCUGCAUCGAUUCCGAGGUCUUCUAUGACAAGUCCACGAAAGAGAACCACGUGGUCGAGACGGCCAUCUGCUGCCAGCCCGAGGACCUGGAGGCCUCGAUUCGGGAGUACGUCAACAGCACCCUGCUGACCAUCUCCUUCAUCUGUCUGUUCAUCAUGCUGGCGAUCUACAUGUUGGUGCCCAAGCUGCGGAACGUCCACGGGAAGUGUUUGAUGUCGCACGCGGCGGCGCUCUUCGUCGCCUUCUUCCUCACCGUCUUCAACCAGCUGCACGGCGUGGAACUGGGACCCGGCUGCGACGCAUUAGGUCUGAUGCUGUAUUACUCAUUUAUCGCCGCGCUGUUCUGGCUGAACGUCAUGAGUUUCGACAUUUGGUGGACUUUCGCCCCGCUGGUUUUCAGACACCUGCGCACCCAGUCGCCGUCGCAGCGCUCGCUGAGGAACCGCUUCAUCCGACACUCGCUGUACGCGUGGGGCGUACCGCUGCUGAUGACCUGCCUGCUGGCCUUCUUCAACUAUGUGCCCUACGACGUCAUCCCGAAGGGCGCCAUCCUGCGACCCGACCUCGGAGAGCGCAAGUGUUUCCUCUCGGGGAAGGACCAGGAGCUGUACUACUUCUACGUGCCGAUCUUCAUCGUCACUGGGGUCAACAUCCUAUUCUUCGUGGCCACGGCGUACACCCUGUACCAGGCGGAGAAGAGCUCCCGCAUCCUCAACAGGAAGAGGACAGCACGUGACAGGCUGAAGGUGUACGUCAACCUGUUCAUCAUCAUGGAGGUCAGCUGGAUCGCCGAGUGUUUGUCGACUCAAAUUGGACCCAUUCAAGCAUGGUACUUCACCGACAUCAUCAACGCGUCUCAGGGCCUGCUGAUCUUCCUGCUGUUCAUCGGGCGUUCGUCCACCCGGCAGACGAUCCGUGAGCGGUUCGUCGAGCUGGGCCGGCGCGGUCUCAUCGACUCGGUCACCAGGAGGAUCCGACACGCCGACAAGAAUGACGAGGCGGCGCGGACCUCAAUGCCCACCAAGACGACCAACACCAACACCACCGUGAGCUCCUCCGCCACGGCGCGCAAGGGCUCAGACAACGAGGCCUACCAGAUGACAGAGAAGGGUGGCACCGAUCGGCCCAAGGGCGGAGACGAGCAGGAGCUGACGACCGACGGACCGGACCCGGCGCCCGCCGACUGCGCCUGCUGAGCACGUCCUACGGGUAAAGAUGGCCAGCACAGCGGCAGGGGGAUGAUACGCCGGGGUUUGUAGGAGGUUAUUGAUCGAGCUUGUCGGUGAAUUUGCGGAUGGUUGUUGAGACAAAAGAGCUGGGUAAGUAUGGUGUGUUUUUUUAUAGAAAGAUGAGCUUCGAUGUGAUGUUUAGCGUAUUUGACUGGUGCCAUGUUUAUUCCUGCCGAGGCUGUUGUAAAGUGGACGGGCGCCGUGUGUGAUGUUCAUUUGUAUUGACCAUUGUUAUCUAAGAAUGUGUUCCGACUGGUUUGAUGGGUCACAAUAUGAUCUUGACGUUUGGGGUCUACUGUUUGUAAACCCCCCAUGUUUUAUGUCCAAUUUGGUGACUGUCGGUAGAUACACGGGCAAUGCCAGUUUAUUAUUAUGGCAACGGGUCGGAAUGACGUGCCAGUCGCAUUUAUUAUGUGUAGGAUGAAUGCAUAUGCAUUGCACAUUGCCCCAUGCACAAUGCAUAUGCAUCGUGAGCAGUUGUAUGUAAACAUGCAUGGUGAUGUGUUGUACCACAUAACGGGCAUUCGUCGUUUUAGUUGUGAUGUUAAAUCAGGAGUUGAUUUCCUAUUAUGGAAUGUAGUUGUUUAUCCUCGUCCGUAAGGUGCAUAAGCGAUCUCGUUUUCUUAGAACUCUUCUUCAAUGUCUGCCAAAUGCCAAUUCGGAUGCAACGUCUAUCUAACUUCAGUUAAUGUUCUAAUUCAGAUAGACCUCUGCUAAAGCAUACCUUUUUAUCGAUGCUAUAAAUUCGACAACCAUUAUAAGAUUUUAAGUUCAAAUCUGAACACGCUGGAUUUGUUUUCGGACGUUACUGGGAAGAUGGUGCACCAGCAACUUUACCGACGCUUCCACCUUUCGUGUUUGUGCUCUUUUACGACGCCAGUUUAAAAAGGGUGACUGUGUGAUUUGUUUGUAGUAAGAAGGUACCCGCUGUUGCAAGCUGUAGUUCUGUAAGGUCAGCCAAGGCCAGGUCAAAUAUGCUCCGUCUAUUUCGUAUACCGCUUACGCUAAUUUGCCAUGAGUAAGCUUGUGUACAA
This is a messenger RNA of Amphibalanus amphitrite, 3649 nucleotides long. Its product is annotated as probable G-protein coupled receptor Mth-like 1. Lineage: Eukaryota; Metazoa; Arthropoda; Thecostraca; Balanomorpha; Balanidae. The transcript is spliced from 7 exons. Gene Ontology annotation, molecular function: G protein-coupled receptor activity. The record is from RefSeq and is a predicted model, not a curated record. Gene Ontology annotation, cellular component: membrane. The coding region runs from base 204 to 2582 and encodes 792 amino acids. Gene Ontology annotation, biological process: G protein-coupled receptor signaling pathway; cell surface receptor signaling pathway.